Messenger RNA from Symbiodinium natans, 519 nucleotides. The record is from the annotation of a GenBank genome assembly. Lineage: Eukaryota; Dinophyceae; Suessiales; Symbiodiniaceae.
AUGCUGCUGCGCUACAGUCUGAAGCUCAAAUGCUGUUGGACUAGCUGUCGGCACCCACGUGUUCUAUAUGCCUAUGGCAUUGCCUGCGAGUAUUUGCUCUGCGAGCUCAUGGGUGGUUCCUUGGAAGAUGCCCGGUACUGGAAUGCGCCAUUGCCUGCACCAUUGGUUGUGACAACCAUGUCCGAGAUUUUGGAAGGCCUUGCCCAUCUUCAUCGUCUGUCAGUUGUCCACCGGGACAUCAAGCCCGAGAAUAUCAUGGUUGCAAACAGCGCAAAAGCCCCCUUUGGCUGCAAAUUGGGUGAUUUCGGAUUAGCUGUGAGGUUGACGGGUGCGUUGACGCAGAGGGUCGGGACAGCAGGAUUUACAGCGCCCGAAAUGCUCUUGAACACGGGCUACGCAACUGGUGUGGAUGUGUGGGCGUGCGGCCUUACUGGCUUUUGGCUGCUUUACGGCCGGUUACCUUGGGACGCGAAACUGAAGCUCGUGGACGAGAUACAGCGCAAGCCCAUCGGGCCUUAA